Tuber melanosporum (Perigord truffle) is the source of this 762-nucleotide messenger RNA. RefSeq lists its product as uncharacterized. The coding region runs from base 1 to 594 and encodes 197 amino acids. Gene Ontology annotation, molecular function: protein homodimerization activity; structural molecule activity. Gene Ontology annotation, biological process: protein transport to vacuole involved in ubiquitin-dependent protein catabolic process via the multivesicular body sorting pathway. The record is from RefSeq and is a predicted model, not a curated record. The transcript is spliced from 5 exons. NCBI's taxonomy places the organism in Eukaryota, Fungi, Ascomycota, Pezizomycetes, Pezizales, Tuberaceae. Gene Ontology annotation, cellular component: ESCRT II complex.
AUGACAACAACGGCCACAAUGUUCACAAAACCCAAACCCCCAAACCUUGAGUACCCAGAACUCUACGAGUUCCCCGCCUUCUUCACAAGAUAUCAUUCCUCCUCUUCCCCACAAAAUACACAGCCCAACGACACCACAUGGGCCCAUCAACGCUCAAUCUGGGCCGCCUGGGUCCUGUCCUACUGCCGCGCGCACAAGAUUUGGAAAUUACAGCUCAGCGACGCACUCGAGACUGAGUUAUUUUAUAACAGAAAUCUCAACCGCAGAUUCAAGCAACGUGAUGCAGCAGAACUCUUGGAGUACAUGGUAACGGAGGGCGACGUGGAGUGGGAAGGUGUGGGGAAAGCUACGGCGAUAGUGUAUUGGAGGAAGCCGGAAGAGUGGGCUAAUGUUAUCUAUGAAUGGAUCGAUAGCACUGGACAAAAAGGAAGCGUACUCACGCUUUACGAGAUAUCUGAAGGGGAUCUCACCAGGAAUCAAGAGUUCCACACAAUAGACCCAUACGUCCUCCGUAAAGCCCUCGACUUUCUCGUCAAACGUAGUCUCGCACAAGUAUUUGGUGCGAACGAGGAGAUGGGAGUUAAGUUCUUCUAGGCGCCAUAUUGGACGAUAUGCAUAUAAUAAUACAAGGUAGUGCUAGCUCGGUUUUUUAUUUUUCAUUUCAUCUGUUUUUUCACUUUGCUCUGGCUCGCGGUCCAUAAUACGCAAGCUGUAUAUACAAGAAUCAUAUAUUAUAUAAUAAUAAUAUUAUAUAUUCCCCUC